CCACAUACAACUUGUGGCUCACAAAUCUCCCCCCUUUCUCCCCUUUGAUGACGUGGCAUUCCCACCUCGUAAAACCCCACUCACCCCUUUCCCCCUCCUCCUCUUAACUCCCUCUCCUCCCUCCUCGAUCAAAACUCUCACAGAACAACAGGAACAACCACCGAGAGCACCAAAACCAGUACUCAAAAAACAUCAAAAGACUCGAACUUUCUGUGCUUUUUGUUCGGAAGACAGAUUUUUGCUUCUGGGUUUUGAUCGAAUUACAAGAAUGUCGUCGGAGGGUGAAGGAGGAGGCCACACGAUAAAGUUGUUCGGAAAGACUAUACCUUUGGCUAUGGCGCCACUGAACCGUGAGUCUUCUUCCGCCAUUGACGAACCUUGUGGAUCUGUUGACCAUGACGUCACCGCCACUGCUUGUGGCGGGGGUGGGGGCGGUGCUGAAGACUGUUAUGAAACCAGGCAGAAGCUUUCCUCUUCUUCUUCAGCUGCUACCAAUUCGGGGGGAGAUAACUUGGAGAGGGAAGGAGAUGCACAACAAGAGGAAACAAUAUCAGGAAAAGAACUAGCAGCUGAUAAACAGGAUGCUGAAACCUCAGAUCUAAUCACAGAAGACCUAAAAGCUCCUACAACAUCAUCCGGAAUUAGCGAGAAUCCUAGAACUCCUUCAGCUGAUAGAGAAACUUCAUGUAAGAAUGGAGACCAGAGCGAGACUAGUAGCUCACAAGAUAAGACUCUGAAGAAGCCAGACAAGAUACUUCCAUGCCCUCGAUGUAAUAGUAUGGACACCAAGUUCUGUUACUACAACAACUACAAUGUCAACCAGCCUCGCCAUUUCUGCAAGAACUGCCAGAGAUAUUGGACUGCUGGAGGAAUCAUGAGGAAUGUGCCAGUGGGUGCUGGUCGUCGCAAGAAUAAGAACUCUUCAGCAUCACAGUAUCAUCAUGUAUUAAUGUCAGAUGCUUUCCAAGCAGCUCAUGCUAGCGCUGCAAAUGGUGCGCACAGUGCUACUUUGGGAAGCAAAAGCACUGUCCUUACCUUCGGCUCAGAUUCUCCUCUUUGUGAAUCAAUGGCUUCUGUAUUGAACCUUGCAGAGAAAAACCAAAAUUGUAUGCAAAAUGGAUUUCGUGGACCCGAACAAAGACUCCUAGUGUCUCCCACUGCUGGAGAUAAUGGGGACGACCGCUCAAGUGGAUCAUCCAUUACAGCUUCAAAUUCGACAGAGAGAGGAGGCAAAGCUAAUUUACAAGAGCCUUCAGCUCAAAAUUGUCAAAGCUUCCCUCCUCAAGUACCAUGCUUUCCGGGUUCCCCUUGGCCUUAUCCAUGCAACUCAGCUCAGUGGGCCUCUGCAAUGCCUCCACCCGGCUUCUGCCAUUCAGGCUUUCCGAUGGCAUUCUACCCUGCACCGCCAUAUUGGGGCUGCACUGGGCCGGGUUCUUGGAAUGUACCAUGUCUCUCACCGUCCUCUACUCUUAGCCAUUGUGCUACAAGCUCCGGUUCAAAUUCCCCAACCUUAGGGAAACAUUCAAGAGACGAGGACAUUACUAAUCCAUCCAGCUCUCAGAAUGAAGAGCCCGCAAAAGAUAACAGUUUCGAAAGAUGUGUUUGGAUUCCAAAAACAUUAAGGGUCGAUCAUUCUAAUGAGGCUGCAAGAAGCUCUGUAUGGGCAACGCUUGGCAUUAAGAAUGAAAGGGGAAAUUGUGCUAACGAGGGAGGAGGUCACUUCAAGGCAUUUCAAUCAAGGGGAGAUGAGAAAAAUCCCGCAGUUGAAGCUUCUUCAGCGUUGCAAGCGAAUCCUGCAGCGUUUUCCCGGUCACUCAGCUUCCAUGAGAGAACAUGAUCAAGGCUGAAGUUUGAGUUGAAAACCUUGGCAAUGUGAAUGUGAUGGAAGGGACCCUUCAACCUUUUGCUGCUGACAAAUAUGACACCUUUUUUUCUUUCUUACACUAAGGCAAUGUUUACUGAUCAGCCUCAAUGUUUUUGAGUUAGAUCAUAUAGAUGUAUUUUCUUUAAUAUCUGUGUAACAUUAUGGAUGGGUCCUUUUUGUUUUCAA
This is a messenger RNA of Pyrus x bretschneideri (Chinese white pear), 2050 nucleotides long. Its product is annotated as cyclic dof factor 2. The coding region runs from base 269 to 1837 and encodes 522 amino acids. The transcript is spliced from 2 exons. Gene Ontology annotation, molecular function: DNA binding; DNA-binding transcription factor activity. Gene Ontology annotation, biological process: regulation of DNA-templated transcription. Lineage: Eukaryota; Viridiplantae; Streptophyta; Magnoliopsida; Rosales; Rosaceae. The record is from RefSeq and is a predicted model, not a curated record.